AUGGCGGGUGGCUUCGGCAUCGAAAGCGGCGGCGUCCCCAAGGAUUAUCCUGGGAAAGUCACCACUUACGUUCUCAUCACAUGCAUCGCUGCUGCCAUGGGGGGUUUGAUAUUCGGGUAUGACAUCGGUAUUUCGGGCGGCGUGACGUCCAUGGCUCCGUUCCUAAAGAGGUUCUUCCCUGCCGUGUACCGGAAGGAGGCAUUGGACAAGUCGACCAAUCAAUACUGCAAGUUCGACAGCUUCACGUUGACUAUGUUCACGUCGUCGCUCUACUUGGCGGCGCUCGUGGCCUCGCUGGUCGCAUCCAAGGUGACAAGGAGCCUGGGGCGGAGGUGGUCCAUGUUGCUAGGCGGCACGAUCUUCCUCUGUGGCGCUAUCGUAAAUGCUGCCGCACAAAACAUCGCUAUGCUGAUCAUUGGCCGGACAUUGCUCGGCAUUGGAGUCGGCUUCGCCAUUCAGUCCGUGCCACUCUACGUGUCGGAGAUGGCGCCAUACAAGCGCCGCGGCUCACUCAAUGUGCUCUUCCAGCUGUCCAUCACGGUGGGCAUCCUGUGCGCGAAUGUGGUCAACUACUUCACCCAGAAGAUGGCCAAUGGCGAAGGGUGGCGCGUGAGCCUUGGCGGUGCGGCGGUCCCUGCCCUCAUCAUCGGCAUCUCGGCCUUCUUCCUCCCCAACACCCCCAACUCCAUCCUUGAGAAGGGCAACCCCACCAAGGCACGGGAGAUGCUCCGCCGCAUCCGAGGGGUUUCUGACCAUGAGGUGGAGGCCGAGUUCAACGACAUCGUGGAGGCCAGCCAGGCGUCCAAGGCCGUGAAGAACCCAUGGGGCAACCUCGGCAAGCGGAAGUAUCGGCCACACUUGAUCAUGUCGGUGCUCAUCCCAAUGUUCCAACAACUUACUGGGAUCAACGUGGUCAUGUUCUACGCGCCAGUCCUAUUCAUCACCAUCGGGUUCGGGAACGAUGCAUCGCUCAUGUCGGCACUUAUCACUGGCGGUGUCAAUGUGGUUGCAACAUUCAUCUCCGUGUAUGGGACUGAUAAGUGGGGACGUCGCCCUCUCUUCUUAUGGGGUGGAGGUUUGAUGCUCAUCUUUCAGGCGGCGGUGGCGUUCCUAAUCGGCUGGAAGUUUGGCACGACAGGCCAAGCGAACAACCUACCCGGGUGGUAUGCCAUUGUCGUGGUGGUCUGCAUCUGCAUCUUUGUAAGCGCCUAUGCCUUCUCAUGGGGGCCGCUGGGGUGGCUGGUGCCAAGCGAGAUAUUCCCCCUGGAGAUCCGGUCGGCUGCUCAGAGCAUCGUCGUGUGUGUCAACAUGCUCUUCACCUUCUUGGUUGCACAGAUCUUCCUAGCCAUGCUCUGCCACCUGAAAUUCGGCCUCUUCAUCUUCUUUGCCUUCUUUGUCGCUCUCAUGACGGCCUUCAUCUACGUCUUCGUGCCAGAGACGAAGAAUAUCCCGAUCGAAGAGAUGUCCCAAGUCUGGGAGGAACAUUGGUAUUGGAAGAAAUACGUGGUCAUAAAUGGACCGUCUUCGCCAGAGAAAGUUUAG
Messenger RNA from Eucalyptus grandis, 1542 nucleotides. Its product is annotated as sugar carrier protein C. Gene Ontology annotation, molecular function: monosaccharide transmembrane transporter activity. Lineage: Eukaryota; Viridiplantae; Streptophyta; Magnoliopsida; Myrtales; Myrtaceae. The transcript is spliced from 4 exons. Gene Ontology annotation, cellular component: membrane. Bases 1 to 1542 code for a protein of 513 amino acids. The record is from RefSeq and is a predicted model, not a curated record. Gene Ontology annotation, biological process: monosaccharide transmembrane transport.